Messenger RNA from Drosophila innubila, 4065 nucleotides. RefSeq names its product venom dipeptidyl peptidase 4 (gene ome). Bases 437 to 3235 code for a protein of 932 amino acids. Lineage: Eukaryota; Metazoa; Arthropoda; Insecta; Diptera; Drosophilidae. Gene Ontology annotation, biological process: proteolysis. The record is from RefSeq and is a predicted model, not a curated record. Gene Ontology annotation, molecular function: dipeptidyl-peptidase activity; serine-type peptidase activity. The transcript has 10 exons.
ACGCAUGGCGGCAUUUUUAGUGAGCGCGCGAGCGGCAAACGGUAAACAACAGCUGCUGCCAACGCAAGGCAAACAAAAAAUAAAAGAUACUAAAAUUAAGAAAACAUUGCAACAACGACCUGGAAGACGUCAACCAAGUGCUGCAUUAACAGCAAGCGCAGAGCAGAAAGGCAAACCAAAUGUAUCUGACGGAUGCGCGAAUCUUCAGUGUGACAAAUUAAAUAAUUACGCAAAUUGAACAGCGAAUGAGCAUAAGAAGAGGAGAAGGAGGAGAAGGAGGACACAGAGAAGCAAGAAGAAGUUGGUAAUUGCUAACUGUGCCAAUUGGAAGACGCAGGAGUGCAUAAAGCGAAUCUCAACAUGAGCCCAAUGGCAACGGCAUCCAUUGCAUAACCGAGAACAAGAGGAAGAAAAAGAUCCAAGAACAUUAUUCACCAUGAGUGGAGGCGCCUUUCUGGAGUCAACGAGCGUGGCGGCACGACACAAGACUGAUAAGCAGCGACGCAGCGCAGCGAGCGGCAGCGUGGCAGCGGGAAUUCAUGGAAGGGGACGCAGCAGCAUUGGAAGUGUCAGCGCUGUGCUCUAUAAAUCAUUUCGCGAACGUUUCAUGAGCAGCGCCAGCGCCAUUGGCAGCGGCAGAGGCAGCGGCAGAGGCAGCGGCAGCGACGCCGGCGGCAACUAUCGUGUGCUGCGACAGCGCGAUGCAGAGACUGGAAUUGUGGAUAAUGAGUUGAGUUCAAAUGAAAGUUCAUCAGACGAUGAGUUGAGUCAGCUGAGCAGCAGCAGCGUCGAGGAUCUGUUUGCCAACGAGAAAGAGCGACGAAAUUGGCGACAAAAGAGACCAGAGCGCAGGAGAAGAGCAACAGGAACGAGACGAAAGAACCUGGUCUAUUCCAAGGAGAAGAAACGCCGAGUGCGGAUCAUAUUGAGCAUUGUUGGUGCCGUUAUUGCUGUAGCCCUAUUGGCUACUAUGAUAGUGUUCAUUGUGGGAUCCGGUGAUGGUAGCGGUGAUACUGAAAAGACAGGGGAUAAGGCCAUCAAUCUGGAGGAUGUGUUGAGUGGUCAAUUAUAUGCGAAACGCUUUAAUGGCAGCUGGAGCAAUGGGAAUACAGUGAUAUAUAAGACACUUGCGGAUAUUGUGGAAUUGGAUACGAAAACGCAGGUGGUCACGACUCUAUUGUCAAAUGCAGCCCAUUAUUUUCUCUACGAAAAAUCUGCAGAUGGUCAAUACCUGCUGUUGGCCAAGAACUUUAAGAAGAGCUUCCGCUACAGUUUCCAAGCCCAAUAUGACAUCUAUAGCCUGAGCAAUAAAUCUUUAACACCGCUGACCAUACAGAAUCAACAAGUCUUUGUGAGCAUGGUCCAAUGGUCUCCGGUGGGAAAUGCGCUGAUCAUCAACUUCGAUCGCAAUUUGUACUAUAAGAAGAGCGCUCUGGAUGACGAGAUUGCCAUUACAACGACAGAGACUGGUAAUUUUCUGAAUGGCAUACCCGAUUGGGUGUAUGAGGAGGAGGUAUUCGGCUCAAAUGUCGCCACCUGGUUCAAUCCCUCGGGCACUCAAAUCGCCUUCAUUCAGUUUGAUGAUUCGCCAACGCAUGUCAUCAAUUUCCCUUACUACGGCGAACCGGGAGAUGUGCGCUUCCAGUAUCCAUUGCAUCACGAGAUUCACUAUCCCAAGGCGGGCUCAUCCAAUCCUCGUGUUGUUCUCUUUACGGCCGAUCUCAAGCGUGCCUUGGCCGGCAAUGAGUUCCUUACAGCCAUGCCGAUUCCAAGUACUCUCAACACUGAAACUGAUUAUAUUGUCACCGUUGUCAGUUGGUUGGAUGACAAUAAUGUACUUUCUAUUUGGAUGAAUCGCAUUCAAAACGCUGCCUAUGUUGUAACCUUUGAUGGACGAGGCCGAAAACAGCUCUACAGCACGGAAUCGAAAACUGGUUGGGUUGAUCUGUAUACAGCUCCCUUUAAGAACCGCAAUGGUUCCCGCCUGGCCUUUGUGCUGCCCCAUGAGAACUACAAGCAACUGCAGCUGCUGUCGACAGAUGUGCUCAAUGCAGAGCUGGAGCCACUGACGAGUGGCAAAUUUGUGGUGGACAGCAUACUCCACUGGGAUGCGUCGCAUGACAUCAUCUUCUAUACAGCGAACACGGAGGAGCAUCCAGAGCAACUGCAUCUCUAUGCGAUUCGUGCGGUAACGACUCGAAAACAGACGCCAAAUUGUCUGACAUGUAAACUGAUGACAUCGGGAGCUGUGGAGCAGACAUACUACUCGGCCAUCUUUAAUGACAAUAACCAAAUUGUGAUUACAUCCUUGGGACCGGGAAUACCUACAACUGCCAUCUAUGAAUGGAGCUAUGGGAACUCUCAGGUUACGUUGAAGAAACUUCUCGAUUGGGAAACAAAUCAGGUACUACGUGCCAAGCUGGAGGGCGUGGCUCUGCCCACACAUAAGAUACUCACAGUCAACAUUGAUGGGGGAUUCCAGGCUAAGGUGCUGCUUCAAUUACCCCCCAAUUUGGAUACAAGCGGCAAAACAAAAUAUCCCAUGCUGGUCGAUGUCUACGGCGGACCCGAUUCCUAUUCCGUGACCAACAAAUGGAUGAUGGACUGGGGCACUUACCUCUCCUCAAAUCAGUCUGUGAUCUAUGCCAAGAUUGAUGGACGCGGUUCUGGAUUGCGUGGUGAAACUCUAUUGCAUGCCAUCUAUCUACAGCUGGGCACCGUGGAAAUAAAUGAUCAGACUACAGUCACACAAAAUCUGACGAAAUUGUUUAACUAUAUAGAUGCUAAACACGUUGGCAUCUGGGGUUGGAGUUAUGGUGGCUACGCGGCUGCCAUGGCGCUGGCUAAUGAUGAAAACGAAGUAUUCAAGUGUGCCGCCUCCAUAGCACCUGUCACCGAUUGGACCUAUUAUGAUUCUAUUUAUACGGAACGUUAUAUGGGUCUGCCGGAUACGAAUCAGGAAGGCUAUUCCAACUCCAGGCUGAGCACGCGUGCCCAGAAACUACGGGGCAAGAAAUAUUUACUUGUUCAUGGCACAUCCGAUGAUAAUGUCCACUAUCAGCAGGCCAUGAUAUUGGCCAAGAAUCUGGAACGCCACGAUAUUCUCUUCAAGCAAAUUAGCUACGCCGAUGAGGAUCAUGGACUGAUCAAUGUGCGUCCGCAUUUAUAUCAUUCUCUGGAUCGUUUCUUUGGCGAAUGCUUUGCCAGCAGUCGCCUCAUGAAAAGCGCCAAAUAAAUAUCUAGUUAAUUAAGACCUUAAAUAUCUUUUAAAGCUUGCAAAGGGGAGUUAAAAUUAAUAAAUUCAAUUAAAUUAUGAUAUGAGAUGAGCUAAAUCUAAUUGGUACUUAAAAAGUUGAAUUUCAAUUAAACAAUACAUAAAUAAAAUCAAUUACAUGAUGUAGUUAAAAUAUGCUUCACAAAAAAAAAACAAAUCAACGCAGGUCCAAACAUGUUAUAGGAUAACUUGGAACAAUAAUAUUUGAAAUUGCAUUUUAAGAAAUUUUAAGCAUAAAAUACAAAAUAUAUUUAUAGAUUUAUUAACUAGCGUAGUUAGAGCCUGUUAAAUAGAAACUGAAUAUAACAAACUCAACAUUUCACAACUUAAAAAUAAAAAAAAAUUAAGGUACGAUUAAUUCCUAGAAAUCUAUGAUCGACAAAAUUUUUACAAACUCUUUGCUCAAAUUCGAUGCUAGUGAAAAUUAACUGCUUAAAAAUGUUAAUAUCUUUGCAGAGUGUAUGAUUCCAUGACCAUAACCAUAUAAUAGAUAAAUCGUCACUCUUUAUCUUAUACCAAGGGUAUUAAAACUUCGGCAAGCUCGAAGAUAUCUUAAUUAACGGGGGUUUAAUUGUCGAACUAAGAAAAUCCUGUAAAUUUCGCCAGCUGAAAAUAAUUAGUUUAUUCUAGCUUUUUAAUUUGCCACAUUGUAAUAAAAAAAAUCAAAAACUAAUAAAGGAAACUUGUAAAUAAUGGCUUUUUGUAUAUUAGAUUGAAAUUGUGUAUAGGCAACAGUUGAAAAAGCAAACUAUUUAAAUAAUAGCAAAAAAUCAAUAAAACCUUAUAAUCAC